Populus nigra (black poplar) is the source of this 1607-nucleotide messenger RNA. Its product is annotated as tryptophan--tRNA ligase, cytoplasmic. Gene Ontology annotation, molecular function: ATP binding; tryptophan-tRNA ligase activity. The coding region runs from base 99 to 1313 and encodes 404 amino acids. Gene Ontology annotation, biological process: tryptophanyl-tRNA aminoacylation. Gene Ontology annotation, cellular component: cytoplasm. The transcript is spliced from 11 exons. The record is from RefSeq and is a predicted model, not a curated record. Lineage: Eukaryota; Viridiplantae; Streptophyta; Magnoliopsida; Malpighiales; Salicaceae.
GUUUUGCCAAAGUAGCGGUACUUGUCUCAUCGCACUCACUGCGGCCACCACCACCAACAUCCCGUCGGCCCCUUUUCUCUGUCUCUCAGCACGCUAAAAUGGAGGAGGAGAAGAGAGAGACUCAAAACCAACCAGCAGAAGAAGAGGACCAAAUAGUCAACCCAUGGGAAGUCGCCGCCAAAGACGGCGGCAAGAUUGAUUACGACAAACUUAUCGACAAAUUCGGCUGUCAAAGACUCGACCAAACACUAAUUGACCGUGUCCACCGCCUCACCGGUCGCCCUCCCCACGUCUUCCUCCGCCGUGGCGUCUUCUUCGCCCACCGUGACUUCAACGAAAUCCUCGACGCCUAUGAAAAGGGUAAAAAAUUCUACCUUUACACCGGCCGCGGUCCUUCCUCUGAAGCAUUGCAUCUAGGGCAUCUCGUUCCGUUUAUGUUCACUAAGUAUUUGCAAGAUGUGUUUAGGGUUCCGCUUGUGAUACAGUUGACUGAUGAUGAGAAAUGUAUGUGGAAGAAUUUAACCGUGGAGGAAAGUCAGAGGCUUGCACGUGAGAAUGCUAAGGAUAUUAUUGCUUGUGGGUUUGAUAUCACGCGGACUUUUAUUUUCUCGGAUUUCGAUUAUGUUGGUGGUGCAUUCUACAAGAACAUGGUGAAGGUUGCAAAGUGUGUCACAUUGAAUAAGGUCCAGGGUAUUUUUGGUUUCUCGGGUGAAGAUCAUAUUGGGAAAAUCAGUUUUCCGCCCGUGCAGGCAGUUCCAUCAUUUCCCAGUUCAUUCCCACACCUUUUCUCGGGAAAAGAUGACCUCCGUUGCCUAAUACCUUGUGCAAUUGAUCAGGAUCCAUAUUUCAGAAUGACGCGGGAUGCUGCUCCUCGGAUAGGAUAUCACAAACCUUCAUUGAUUGAGUCAACAUUCUUCCCUGCGCUGCAGGGGGAGACAGGAAAAAUGUCUGCUAGUGAUCCAAAUUCUGCCAUCUAUGUGACUGAUUCAGCUAAAGUCAUUAAGAGUAAGAUCAACAAGUAUGCGUUCUCUGGUGGGCAAGAUUCUGUAGAGAAACACAGACAACUUGGAGCAAAUCUUGAGGUAGAUAUUUCAGUCAAAUACCUGAACUUUUUCCUUGAUGAUGAUGCUGAGCUUGAACACAUUAAGAAGGAGUAUGCUGCAGGACGUAUGCUAACAGGAGAAGUGAAGGGCCGCCUUGGCUCGGUUUUGUCUGAGAUAGUAGAAAGACAUCGUGCAGCUCGAGCCAGUGUGACUGACGAAGUUGUGGAUGCUUUUAUGGCUGCACGGCCCCUUCCCAAUAUGUUUGACUGAAUGCCAAACAAUGCUGGUUUUCAUCAAGCUUCAGUCGAAGAAUCCACCGUUGCUUUUAUUUUUCAGGCAAGGCUGCAGAGUGGUCACGACAAAAAUGGCCUCCUGAAUAUACUAGACGAUGUGCAAACAUCGGUUGCCUUUGUUAGACAAUUUCAUUUUUUCGACCCAACUCUAAAAAUGAAAACAGGUGUUUAGUUUUAUUUCUUAUAUUUAACUACACGGGAAAGUUUCCUUUGUAUGAAAAACAUUUUUGUUUGAAAGGAUAGAUGCAAAGAACUGGUCUUCUUUUCCUGA